Pseudomyrmex gracilis is the source of this 525-nucleotide messenger RNA. RefSeq lists its product as uncharacterized. NCBI's taxonomy places the organism in Eukaryota, Metazoa, Arthropoda, Insecta, Hymenoptera, Formicidae. The record is from RefSeq and is a predicted model, not a curated record. The transcript has 2 exons. Bases 1 to 525 code for a protein of 174 amino acids.
AUGUCGGUUCAAACAGACCCUCUUCAAGGCCCGGUCUUCAUCUCCGUGAAGGUUCUCCCUCCGGGGACGGUUGUCCCGCCAGCGGUUCGUCCUAAGCUGUGCGGGAAAACAAAGGUUUUGGAAGAGGCCCGAAUUGUUGUUCAGGGCGAGGACGGCGGCGACAGAGCUCUCCAAAACCAAGUGGCGACAAUAGAGCGCCAACUCGGGAGUGUUCAGGAGUUGCUCCACCAACUCCUGAAUGUGGUGGCGGACUUCGGUGAGAUCGAGGGCCCCAACGGUGCGGCAAAGGCGGAUCGGCUGGCAGAUGCCUUGGCCUCUGUUUUACAGGGGAAGGCCGUAGUGACUCGCCCAGUCCGGAAGGGCGAGCUGCGGAUCACCGGCCUGGACGAGUCCGUAUCCGCGGCGGACUUGGUGGCACUCUUGUGCUCGGUGGAGUUCAGUGGUUGCCGAGAGUCCGAAGUCACAGUAGGCCCUGUGACAGAGGGUAGGGAUCGUCUGGGUGCCGUCUGGGUGCCGUCUGGGUGA